Carassius auratus (goldfish) is the source of this 1066-nucleotide messenger RNA. Its product is annotated as intelectin-like. Lineage: Eukaryota; Metazoa; Chordata; Actinopteri; Cypriniformes; Cyprinidae. Bases 1 to 975 code for a protein of 324 amino acids. The transcript has 7 exons. Gene Ontology annotation, molecular function: oligosaccharide binding. The record is from RefSeq and is a predicted model, not a curated record.
AUGUUUUUAGCGAUCCUUUUCAGUCUCUCACUGAAUCUAUGGCUCUGUGAGGCUGGAAGUGUGAUCAUUUUGGAUCAAGAAGUACCAUAUGUCAAAACCGGUGAUACCAAGGUCAAACUUGAGGAUGCAAUGCUUCAGAGAAGAGUUGCUCGAAACUGCAAGGAACUUCAUGAAAAAUAUCAGGUUUAUGAUGAUCUUUAUUAUCUGAACUCAUCAAGAGGAGUCCUUUACCAGAUGUUCUGUGAUAUGACCACUGCUGGCGGCGGCUGGACGCUGGUUGCCAGUGUUCAUGAAAACAACAUGUAUGGAAAGUGUACUCUUGGUGAUCGCUGGUCUAAUCAGCAGGGCAGUGACCCAAACCGGCCUGAUGGAGAGGGCACAUGGGCCGACACAGUCACAUUCGGAACAGCAGAGUCCUCUACAAGUGAUGAUUAUAAGAACCCUGGAUACUAUGACAUUGCGGCACAAGAUGUGUCUGUGUGGCAUGUUCCUAAUAAUAUUGAUUUGGAACAGUGGUCCGCUUCCUCCAUCCUGCGAUACCACACGGAAAAUCACUUCUUAAACCUCUACGGAGGAAACCUUUUCUAUUUAUUCAAGAAAUUCCCUGUGAGGUUUGCAUUAGGUGCAUGCCUCACUGAUAAUGGACCUGCUAUUCCAAUAGUGUAUGAUACCGGAAAUGUGGAUUACAACAAAAACUUGUACGGUCCCAAUUCAAGACAAAUAUUAACACCUGGAUUCAUCGCAUUCAGAGUCUUUAAUACCGAAGGGGCAGCCAUGGCUCUUUGUUCAGGUGUCAAACCAACCGCCUGUCACACUGAACAUUUCUGUAUUGGUGGAGGUGGACACUUUCCUGAAGCCACCCCUAGACAGUGUGGGGACUUUACGAGCUUUGACUGGGAUGGAUAUGGUACUAAUAAGGGAUGGAGUGCUUCCAAAGAGAUAACCGAGGCAGCUGUGCUUCUCUUUUAUCGCUGACAUUCUGGUCAAUCUAUAAUCGCCAGCUUCCUUCCCUUCUUCAUUCUGAGAUAUUCCAUAUUGAUUAACAUUAGAAUGUUAGAUAGACAAU